GAACCUUUCGUUCCUCACCCGCUAGAAAUAAGAGAAACGAAGAAAACGAGCUCUCAUGGCAGCUACUGCCGAGCUCUUCACAUCUACUUCUUUCCUUGAAAGAUUUUCUCGGGUUUCCGCCAUUUCUAGGGUUUCAAAUCCUCCAACCCGAUUCUCCCAAAUCCUCUCCAGAAAUCCGUCAUCUAACCUCGUCUCUUUCAAAUCUUUCUCAAAUCUCGCCAUCUCCUCCGAAAAACCGCAAUCGGAAGGUCGUAGGAGUCGCACUAGACGCUUUUCUCAGCCGUCAGAUCGUGUGUUUUCUGACGGCGAUGAUGAUGAAGUAGUAGAAGAUGAGGCUGGUGGGACUGACGAUGAUGAGGUCAACGAGAUUCAGUCGUUCGAUUACGAAGCGCUUGAUGACGAAGCGCUGGAUGUCGUUAGAGAGUAUUCUGCCUCUUUAUCCCGUGAAUUGAGGAUAGAAGAGGAGACUACUGAUCAAAAGGCAAUUGAUGGAAAGCAAAAGAGGCAGAAAAUUUCAAUUAGACAUGUCCCUGACCAUCUUCUUCCAAGGGUUGCAAUUGUUGGAAGGCCAAAUGUUGGUAAAUCGGCAUUAUUUAAUCGUCUUGUUGGGGGGAAUAAGGCGAUAGUGGUGGAUGAACCUGGUGUUACUAGAGAUCGCUUGUAUGGCAGAUCCUUCUGGGGACAUCAUGAAUUCAUGGUAGUAGAUACUGGGGGUGUUCUCACUGUUUCAAAAUCACAGGCCAAUGUUAUGGAGGAAUUGGCAAUUACAACAACCAUUGGUAUGGAUAAGCUUCCACUAGCUUCCAGAGAGGCUGCUGUUGCAAGGAUGCCCUCAAUGAUAGAGAGACAAGCUACUGCUGCUGUGGAAGAGGCAUCUGUUAUCAUAUUUCUUGUUGAUGGACAGGCGGGUCUAACGGCUGCUGAUGUGGAAAUAUCAGACUGGCUACGUAAGAACUAUUCAAACAAGAAUAUCAUUCUUGCUGUGAACAAAUGCGAGUCUCCACGCAAGGGAUUCAUGCAAGCAUCAGAUUUUUGGUCCUUAGGGUUUUCUCCAUUUCCAAUAUCUGCUGUGACUGGGACGGGAACUGGGGAGCUUCUUGAUGUGGUUUGUUCAGAACUGAAAACAAUAGAGGAUUUGGAAAAUUCUGAUGAACAAGAAGACUAUAUUCCAGCUAUUGCUAUUGUUGGCCGACCAAAUGUUGGGAAAAGUAGCAUUUUGAAUGCUUUAGUUGGAGAGGACAGAACAAUUGUUAGCCCAGUGAGUGGGACCACUCGUGAUGCUAUUGAUACUGAAUUUACUGGACCAGAUGGGCAGAAGUACAGACUUAUUGAUACAGCUGGAAUUAGACGAAGGGCUGCGGUAGCUUCAGCUGGUAGCACAACAGAAGCCUUAUCAGUGAAUCGAGCAUUUCGUGCCGUUCGUCGGGCAGAUAUUGUGGCUCUUGUUAUUGAAGCCUUGGCUUGCAUCACGGAGCAGGAUUGCAGGAUAGCUGAAAGAAUUGAGAGAGAAGGGAAAGGAUGUGUCAUUGUUGUAAACAAAUGGGAUACUAUACCAAAUAAAAACCACCAGACUGCAACAUAUUAUGAGCAAGAUGUCAGGGAGAAGCUCCGUGAUCUUGAUUGGGCACCAAUUGCUUAUUCAACUGCAACAACUGGCCAUAGUGUUGAGAAGAUUAUUGCUGCUGCUGGUUUGGUGGAGAAAGAAAGGUCAAGAAGGCUAGGUACUUCCAUUCUGAAUCAAGUGGUACGGGAAGCACUAGCUUUUAAAUCACCUCCAAGGACCCGAGGCGGUAGGAGAGGGCGUGUUUACUAUUGCACUCAGGCAGCUAUUCGCCCACCCACAUUUGUUUUCUUUGUUAAUGAUGCAAAGCUUUUCCCUGAGACAUACCGGCGUUACAUGGAAAAGCAGCUAAGAGCUGAUGCAGGGUUUUCGGGUACACCAAUCCGCCUACUAUGGCGCAGCAGAAGAAAAAUGGAGAAAGAUGAAGGAAAGGCUCCAGCCAUCAAUGCACAAGCAUCCCCAGGUCGGAGUGCUGGAAAAUUGACAGUUGCUACUUGAGCUGAUACAACAGUUUUCUUCUGUGAGAGAACCGCAGCUCUUCCAAUACUGUAGUGCUUACUAGGGAGCCAUGGCUGCAACUGUGGGCUAAUGAGGCAAACUACCAUUUCUUGUAGUUGUAGUUUCUCUGUGCUCUCGCACUGAGGAUUGUGUAUAUAAGAGUAUUCUGUUUUGAUAGAAACUGAUGGAAUCUUUCCAAUAAAAUCUGUCUUCAGAAAUUUGGGGAUUUCAGAUAAA
This is a messenger RNA of Magnolia sinica, 2296 nucleotides long. RefSeq lists its product as uncharacterized. Gene Ontology annotation, molecular function: GTP binding. Gene Ontology annotation, cellular component: chloroplast. NCBI's taxonomy places the organism in Eukaryota, Viridiplantae, Streptophyta, Magnoliopsida, Magnoliales, Magnoliaceae. The transcript has 12 exons. Bases 56 to 2059 code for a protein of 667 amino acids. The record is from RefSeq and is a predicted model, not a curated record.